AUGGCCAAGGUCUCUACCAACGUUUCGUCCUCGAGACGCAAGUCUCGCAAGGCUCACUUCUCCGCGCCUUCCAGCGUUCGUCGCGAUAUCAUGAGCGCUCCCCUCUCCAAGGAGCUCCGUGAGAAGUACAACGUCCGCUCCAUCCCCAUCCGCAAGGACGACGAGGUCACCAUCGUUCGUGGCUCCCAGAAGGACAAGGAGGGCAAGGUCACCUCCGUCUACCGCCUCAAGUACGUCAUCCACGUCGAGCGCGUCGUCCGCGAGAAGGCCACCGGUGCCGCCGUCCCCCUCGGCAUCCACCCCUCCAACGUGGUCAUCACCAAGCUCAAGCUCGACAAGGACCGUGAGGCCAUCCUUGAGCGCAUCAAGGCCGGCCGUGAGGCUUCCAAGCCCAAGGCCGCUGCCACUGCUUAA
Molecule: messenger RNA, 414 nt
Organism: Podospora anserina S mat+
Lineage: Eukaryota; Fungi; Ascomycota; Sordariomycetes; Sordariales; Podosporaceae
Exons: 3
Coding region: 1-414 (137 amino acids)
Biological process (GO): ribosomal large subunit biogenesis; cytoplasmic translation
Cellular component (GO): cytosolic large ribosomal subunit
Molecular function (GO): structural constituent of ribosome; RNA binding
Source: RefSeq, a predicted model, not a curated record